Messenger RNA from Leucoraja erinaceus (little skate), 5515 nucleotides. Its product is annotated as liprin-alpha-1-like. Lineage: Eukaryota; Metazoa; Chordata; Chondrichthyes; Rajiformes; Rajidae. Bases 420 to 4163 code for a protein of 1247 amino acids. The record is from RefSeq and is a predicted model, not a curated record. Gene Ontology annotation, cellular component: presynaptic active zone. Gene Ontology annotation, biological process: synapse organization. Gene Ontology annotation, molecular function: protein binding. The transcript is spliced from 31 exons.
AGCGCGCGCGCGCCGACCGACAUCUUGACGGGGUCGAGGACGUCCUCCAGGGAGCAUCGAAAGAGGGAGAGGAGCGGCGGCGGCGAUGUGAUUAAACUCGGCGAAUCUGGGCGUCGUGAACCGAGGCGGAGGCCGAGGAGGAGGAGACGACGGAGGCCUGUGUUUCGACCCCGGGUUUGUCUGUCAGGCGGGCGGGCGGCGAUGAGCUCGGGCCCCGGCUCGGCCUGUGGCUGCUGCCGCCGGCUCGGCUGACGGGGCGGACGGGGUUUGUUUUCGGCUUUAACCUCCCCCCCCCCCCCCCCCCCCCCAUCCUCGGUCGAGUGAUUAACUAAUCGCCGCUCCUCCACCCCAGUCUCCACCAGGAGAGGCCGGUGUAUGAGCCCAGGCCCUCCGUCCCUAACCCCCGGCUCCGGCCCAAGAUGAUGUGCGAGGUGAUGCCGACUAUCAGCGAGGACACGCUGAGCCCGCGGGGCUCGCAGUACGGCGUCGACACCGAGGCCAACUUCGAGCAGCUGAUGGUGAACAUGUUGGACGAGCGCGACAAGUUGCUGGAGAGCCUGCGGGAGGCGCAGGAGUCGCUGGCCCUGUGUCAGGCCAAGAUGCAGGAGGCUUUCCAUGAGAGGGACUCGCUGCAGAGGCAGCUCAACACCGCCUUACCUCAGGAGUUUGCAGCACUUACAAAAGAACUAAAUGUAUGUAGAGAGCAUUUGCUGGAACGGGAAGAAGAAAUUUCUGAACUGAAAGCAGAACGAAAUAACACUCGGCUACUUUUAGAACACCUUGAAUGUCUUGUUUCCAGACACGAGCGGUCACUCAGAAUGACUGUCGUGAAGAGACAAGCUCAAUCGCCAGCAGGUGUAUCUAGUGAAGUGGAAGUUCUUAAAGCACUCAAAUCAUUAUUUGAACACCACAAAGCUUUAGAUGAAAAGGUACGGGAGCGGUUACGAGUAGCACUAGAAAGAGUUAGUGCUUUAGAAGAAGAAAUUGUAAUUAGAGAGAAAGAGCUCUCCUUAUUUAAAGUGCAAAACAUCCAUCCUCCAAAGAGAAGCAUAGCAGAUACAUCAGAUGAAAAUCGUGGUGGUGAUAAUUUACCUAGCACAAAUGGCGUGAGAAUUUCUAAUAGUUCUAUCAGCCACGAUGAAGAUUUGAUUAAAGUAAUAGAGCUUCAGGAAACAGUAGAUAAACAAAGCAAGGAAAACGGGCAGAUGAAGGAUCGACUGGUUGCUCUCUCUGGUAGAGUAUCAGAACUUGAAGAGGAUCUGGAUACAGCCCGCAAAGACUUGAUUAAGUCUGAGGAAAUAAACACUAAGCUUCAGAGGGACUUUCGCGAGGCUAUGGCUCAAAAAGAAGACAUGGAGGAAAGGAUAACAACGCUUGAAAAACGCUACCUCAAUGCACAACGAGAAACUACAUCAGUACACGAUCUUAAUGAUAAACUUGAAAACGAACUUGCCAACAAAGAUGCCAUGUACAUACAGAGUGAAGAGAAGAACCGUCAGUUGCAGGAGCGGCUGGAACUAGCUGAACAAAAACUCCAACAGACGCUCAGAAAGGCAGAAACCCUACCGGAAGUAGAGGCAGAGUUGGCACAAAGAGUGGCAGCUCUCACAAAGGCUGAAGAAAGGCAUGGAAACAUUGAAGAAAGGUUACGGCAGUUGGAGGCACAGCUCGAAGAAAAGAAUCAAGAAUUGCAGCGAGCUCGGCAGAGAGAAAAGAUGAACGAAGAACACAACAAGCGCUUAUCAGAUACGGUAGAUAAACUGCUGUCAGAGUCCAAUGAAAGACUUCAGCUACAUCUGAAGGAAAGAAUGGCUGCAUUAGAUGAAAAGAAUUCGCUUAUUCGAGAACUUGAAAAUACAAAACAACUGAUUGAAGAGACGCACCAAGAGAAGAAUCAGUUGAUGGUUGAAAUUGAAACCUCACGGGCUGAAAAUGAUCAGUGGAAAGUGAAAGCGACUUCUUUUGCCGAUCCUCUACCUCCUAGCCGGCCGCAUUUGGGCAGCAGCUCGGAUUAUAGGUAUCCGUUGCCAACUGCGUCAGAGGGAGAUGCCCUCCCAGAUCCAUACAACAGCACUCCAGUAUUGCGCAGAACUCAGAAAGGCCGCUUAGCAGCUCUGCGAGAUGAACCUUCAAAGGUCCAGACUCUGAAUGAACAAGAAUGGGAGCGUGCGCAACAAGCCAGCGUCUUGGCAAAUGUCGCCCAGGCUUUUGAGAGCGAUGCUGAAGUGUCGGAUGCAGAAGAUGAUAGAGAGACAAUAUUCAGCUCUGUUGAUCUACUCUCACCAAGUGGUCAGGCUGAUGCCCAAACUUUGGCUAUGAUGCUUCAAGAACAGUUGGACGCCAUCAAUAAUGAAAUAAGGCUCAUCCAAGAGGAAAAAGAGUCCACACAGCAGAGGGCAGAAGAAAUCGAGAGCCGAGUGGGUAGUGGUAGCCUUGAUGGUCUGAAUCUCUGCCAAUACCGAGGAGGUACACUCCCUGCCUCUUUCACUGGCUCAUCCCUUGCCAGGUCUUCACCACCUGGCAGUGGACAUUCCACGCCAAGACGAACCCCUCGAAACGCUGCUCACGACAUGGACAGGCUUGGUGUCAUGACACUGCCUAGUGAUUUAAGGAAGCACCGUAGGAAGAUGGCUAAAGAGGAUGCUCGGGAAGAUAAAACAACUAUAAGAUGUGAAACAUCACCACCCUCUACUCCAAGAUCCAUUCGAUUAGACAGAAUCAACCAAGGUGCCUAUCACACGGUCAGCCAGGAGGACAUACGCGACAUAAGAAGUUCAACCGGGUCUCAGGAUGGCCAAGGCAGUCCUAGUAGCAGCAAUAGCAGCCAGGAUUCGCUUCACAAGGCUCCCAAAAAGAAAAGUAUAAAGUCUUCUAUUGGGCGACUCUUUGGUAAGAAAGAAAAGGGUCGGCUUGGACCGUCCGGCAAAGAUCUCACAGGGCAAGCUGGCAUACCAGAUAUGGAAACCGGUCCUCAGGAUACCUUGGGACUCAGUAAACUUGGCCAAGCAGAAAAAGAUAGGAAAUUGAAAAAGAAUAAUAAAUCAGGGACCGAAUUAUUGGAAGAAGCACGAAGGCAAGGGUUGCCAUUUGCGCUAUGGGAUGGCCCCACAGUGGUUGUAUGGUUGGAGCUUUGGGUUGGCAUGCCUGCUUGGUACGUGGCAGCAUGUAGAGCCAAUGUUAAAAGUGGUGCUAUCAUGUCGGCCUUAUCAGAUACAGAGAUUCAGCGAGAGAUCGGCAUUAGUAAUCCUCUUCACAGGUUAAAAUUGCGUCUAGCCAUCCAGGAAAUGGUAUCACUAACCAGUCCUUCAGCACCUCCAACUUCACGAACGUCCUCUGGAAAUGUCUGGUUAACACAUGAAGAAAUGGAAACUCUUGCUGCUACCCCACAGACGGAUGAUGAAGAGGGCAGCUGGGCCCAGACUUUAGCAUACGGGGACAUGAAUCAUGAGUGGAUCGGCAACGAGUGGCUUCCCAGUUUAGGACUUCCUCAGUACCGCAGCUACUUUAUGGAAUGUCUUGUCGAUGCCCGAAUGCUGGACCACUUGACAAAGAGAGAUCUCCGGGGUCAGCUUAAAAUGGUCGAUAGCUUUCACAGAAAAAGUCUACAUUGUGGAAUAAUGGCUUUAAAAAGACUGAAUUACGAUCGCAUCGAGCUGGAACGAAGACGAGAAGAAGGUCAAAAUGAAAUUAAAGAUGUCAUGGUGUGGACCAAUGAGCGAGUGAUACGUUGGGUGCAGUCAAUUGGACUUAAGGAAUACGCAAAUAAUCUUUUAGAAAUUGGGGUUCAUGGUGGACUCAUCGCACUGGAUGAGCUUUUUGAUUUCAACGCACUGGCUCUUUUGUUACAAAUACCAACACAGAAUACACAGGCUCGCCAGUCUCUGGAGCGAGAAUUUAACAACCUCUUGGCUGUAGGAACGGACAGAAGACUAGAUGAUGAGGAUGAGAAAGGUUUCAGGCGAGCUCCUUCCUGGAGAAAGAAAUUCCGGCCGAAGGAUGUAAGGGGUAUGACGGCUGGAUCAGCAGAGACACUCCCUGCUAACUUUAGAGUUAACUCAACAUUAUCUCCAUCCCCCAUACAGCCAAAGAUGAUGCAAGCAGAUGGCAAUGUUUCUGGAGAGCAGAGAUUGGAUUCUACCACUGUACGAACCUAUUCAUGUUAAUUUUGGCUUCCUUCCACUAUACCAACGGAUGACUGCACAGCGUUCAAAGCCUUCAGACAUGAAGUGUACAUCACGUGAAUAGGUGCAAAGCCCAGGAUAUUUGUGACGUAGCAAUAUUUCUAACUUGGACUUAAUAUUUUGCUACAGACAUUUUAAUUAGUUGAACAACAAGUCAUGAGUACGUGAGAGAUAAAAAUUUUAGAAUAAAUGUUUCUUAUAUUUAUGUAGACCUGUUUCGAUCUUGAUUUAUUGUAGCGCUUGCUUUAAUUGUGUACACCUGCUUAAGACACAUUUUAUAAUGUACAAUUCUUUCUUGCAUCAAUUUUCUUUACUCUUAAUCAUGUUAUUUUUCAAGGAAAUGUACCAUAUGUCCGUACGUAUUCAUCCUCAUGAAAGCCAUGGGGCUUUUGUAAAUCGUUAUGUAAUUACUACAGAUAUUCAGAUAUUCAGAUUUUUUUUUAUAAAGUUGAGGACAAACAAAGGUUAUAAUGGCAUUUUCAUGCUGUUUUUCCCAAGAGAAACUGCAUGUUGACAGCACUAAGUUUGUUGAUGUUGUAGUUAGUUUAAAGUCUGUAAUUAAGUACUUUUUAAACCACCUGUUCUAAUUUUUAAAACUGUAAAUGCUUAUCCUUUUUGCAGUAUGGUUAAUAACGAGUAGAUGGAUAUAAGAGAAAGCCAUAUAUAUAGGAAUAUUAAGGAUAAGGUGAAACUGAAUGCAAGUGCUGACCUGCCAUAGCUUCAUGGUAUUUCCACCCUUUGCUCUUGAGGAAAAGGCUGGUAUAACUUUUCCAUGGACCAAUAUCACCAACUGGUGUCACCUGGGGUGAAAGAGAUGGAGAGGGCAGGUCCAUUCAAUUUAAAGUAUAAGAAGUGGGGUACUUUUUAAAAUAAAAUGAAAGCCUUAUUUAUUUUUUAAGAAGUAUGGUUCACUGUUUUCGCAACCCUUUCCUAAUCUAGAUACUGUGCAUUUUACUUUAUAAAAGAUGAUCCAUCAAUAGGAGACUUGAGAAAAUGUUGUCUUGGAUUUAUCAAUGGGACCGUUCAAUAUUUUUCAAAAACCCAUCAACAUCUCAGCUGCAGUUUUGUUGGUAUCAUGGUGAGCUAUGUAUGGUGUACCAACACAUUGUAAUUCUGUCUUAAAGCUACUUGGAAUGGUCGACUUUUUGAUGUAUGUUGGCCUGAAUCAUGUACUGUUAAUUGUCCAAUAUUCGUUGCUGUCUGAGAUUUUCCUCUUUCGCCUUGUAACAAAUUAUGUACAGUCUAUACAGUACGUUGAACUAUUUUUAUCACGUAUUUAUUGGUUUAUUUCAAUAAAAUUCUUAAACUUUUAUUUUCCACUGCCAAUAAACAAA